Molecule: messenger RNA, 1032 nt
Organism: Micropterus dolomieu (smallmouth bass)
Lineage: Eukaryota; Metazoa; Chordata; Actinopteri; Centrarchiformes; Centrarchidae
Gene: hspb6
Product: heat shock protein, alpha-crystallin-related, b6
Exons: 4
Coding region: 165-602 (145 amino acids)
Biological process (GO): response to heat; protein refolding
Molecular function (GO): protein folding chaperone
Source: RefSeq, a predicted model, not a curated record
AACACCAGUAUAAAGCACACACCACAACAGUCAGUCACGUAUAUAACGGCGAGGAGUCAGACAGACGGGCGCACCAACUCAUCACUCAAGACUUCACGCAAGCGGUUAAAUAGGGGCUGUCCUUUCCCUUUCGCACACUUAUUUGGUCAGGGAAUUUAAGAGAAAUGGACUUCAUCCUGCCACCCACUCUGCCAGCUGGUGGUAUCCCGUGGGAGAAGGUUUUACCACCUCUUCUUCCUCGGCUGAAUGGGACUUAUGGACAAUAUAAGUGGUCCCCGAAGUUAUUAAUUCCAGAGACUGAUAAUGGCAGCUCUGCAGAGGUGAACUGUGAUGAAAGUGGUUUCACAGUUCAAGUUGAUGUGAAGGACUUCAACCCAGAGGACCUAAUGGUCAAAGUCAUAGGAGACUUUGUAGAAGUGCAAGGAAAGCAUGAAGAGAAAAAGAAGGACGGUCAAGGGUGUACAACACGGCAGUUCAACCGCCGCUACCGAAUCCCAAAGGGAGUGCACACUAUGGCUUUGGAGUCUGCAGUCUCUCCAGAGGGCAUCCUUAUCAUAUCUGGGCCGAUGCUGCAAACCGAGAACUCCAGAAUCCGAAACUAAGCACAUAAAUAGCAAACACUCAAAUCUUUGCUAUCAUCACCAUGUGUGGAAACAAAUGUAACAGAAGCCUUUAUGAACACAGAGGCACAAACAGAAAUAACUUAAGGCUCCUCCAGUCACAGCAACGCUCAGCAUGUGCCAAAACACACAUUUGUUCUGUUCCUGGCACUGUUUCCCUGCUCUUUCAGGUUUGUAUAUACUGCUCUGCUAUUACUCGACAAUCUUACAUAAUGUUUCAAGGAACCGGUCUUUGUAAAUAUUCUGCGUUCACAGUUGUUUUUGUGUGUACCUUUUGUAAAAUGCACUCUAAUGUGAUUAAUGGCGCACACAGACAUAUCUCCAAGCUCUUUAAUGUGGACAUAUUUCUUUUUAAAAAGUUCAAAUAAACUUUAUUUCUUUAUAAAACAAAUAAUAAAAGUGACUACUUCAA